This is a messenger RNA of Cavia porcellus (domestic guinea pig), 1110 nucleotides long. Its product is annotated as olfactory receptor 5B2-like. The transcript is spliced from 3 exons. Gene Ontology annotation, molecular function: G protein-coupled receptor activity; odorant binding; olfactory receptor activity. Bases 1 to 1110 code for a protein of 369 amino acids. Gene Ontology annotation, biological process: G protein-coupled receptor signaling pathway; sensory perception of smell. The record is from RefSeq and is a predicted model, not a curated record. Gene Ontology annotation, cellular component: membrane. Lineage: Eukaryota; Metazoa; Chordata; Mammalia; Rodentia; Caviidae.
AUGGAGGCUGCAGUAAUGGCAGCGCUGUGGACUGCAAUGGAUGAGUCCCUAAGCCCCAUUUGCAACAAUACUGCUGAUACCAGGGCCUCUUGUGGCUGCAAGGCAAGUGGUGUUGGGUCAGCUUUGCAUUGCUGGGAUGAAGUAACUGACAAAGCUACUUCUGAGGUAAAGGGAGUGGAGAACACCACAGAGGUGAGCACAUUCUUCCUGCUAGGAUUCACCGCUGCCCCAGAAUUACAGGGCCCCCUCUUUGCCCUGUUCUUGCUGACCUACCUCACCACUCUGAUCGGGAACCUUGCGAUGAUACUGGUGAUUCUGCUGGACCCUCGUCUGCACACGCCCAUGUACUUCUUCCUCAGCAACCUGUCCCUGGUGGACUUCUGCUACUCCUCAACUGUCACCCCAAAGGUUUUGGCUGGUUUGCUUACAGAUGACAAACUUAUUUCUUACAAUGCCUGUGCUGCUCAGAUGUUCUUCUUUGUCUUCUCUGCCAUGGCAGAGAAUUACCUCCUGGCCUCCUAUGAUCAAUUCAUGGCUGUGUAUAAGCCCAUUCAUUACCCUAUGAUCACAAUGAGGAGUGCGUGUAUUCACCUGGACAUUGGCUCUUACCUCUCUAGUUUUCUGACUGCUGCUAUUGAUAUUGGAGACACCUUGAUGUUCUGCCUCCCUUUCUGUGUGAGCAAAGUGGUCCACGACUUCUGUGAUAUUCCACCACUCAUGAUUCUGGCAUGUUCUGAUAAACAUAUGAAUGAACUGAUUCUCAUUUUCAUCCCUAGCUUUCAUAUUAUUUUUGUACUAGGUGUUAUUUUAAUAUCCUAUCUGCUUAUAUUUAUCACAGUUUUGAAUAUUCACUCAAGAAAGGGAAUGAAGAAGGCUUUGACCACCUGUACGACCCACUUCACUGCAGUUUCUUUGUUGUAUGGAACUGUCAUAAUCAUGUACCUGAAUCCCAGUUCCAGUCACUCCCUGGACAAGGACAAAAUCUCCUCUGUGUUCUACACCAUGGUCAUCCCCAUGCUGAACCCUGUGGUCUAUAGCCCGAGGAACAAGGAGAUCAAGAGUACAUUCAUAAAGAUUGUUGUGCAGGCAAAUUUUUCUGUAGGAUUUUAA